Molecule: messenger RNA, 636 nt
Organism: Penicillium canariense
Lineage: Eukaryota; Fungi; Ascomycota; Eurotiomycetes; Eurotiales; Aspergillaceae
Product: superoxide dismutase
Exons: 3
Coding region: 1-636 (211 amino acids)
Biological process (GO): superoxide metabolic process
Cellular component (GO): mitochondrion
Molecular function (GO): superoxide dismutase activity; metal ion binding
Source: RefSeq, a predicted model, not a curated record
AUGGCGGCCCAGACGCACACCCUGCCCCCUCUCCCCUACGCCUACGAUGCCCUGGAGCCCGUGAUCUCCAAGCAGAUCAUGGAGCUGCAUCACUCCAAGCACCAUCAAACCUACGUCAACAAUCUGAAUGCCGCCCUCUCCGCGCAGGCGUCGGCCACCCAGACGAACGACGUGCCCACCCUGAUCUCCCUGCAGCAGAAGAUCAGGUUCAACGGCGGCGGCCACAUCAACCACUCCCUCUUCUGGAAGAACUUGACUCCUCCCGGAACUCCCGGUAACGACCUGGCCAGCGCUGCGCCCUCGCUGCGGGAUGCUAUUGUCUCCCGCUGGGGAUCGCACGAGGCCUUUGUGAAGGCGUUUGGCGCUGAACUGCUCGGCCUCCAGGGCAGUGGUUGGGGAUGGCUUGUGAGCAAGGGUGGACCGCAGGGUCGGCUUGAGAUCACGACGACCAAGGAUCAGGAUCCGGUUGCCGCGGCUGACGUGCCGGUCUUUGGGGUGGAUAUGUGGGAGCAUGCGUACUAUCUGCAGUAUCUCAACAACAAGGCUGGCUAUGUCGAGGGCAUCUGGAAGAUUAUCAACUGGGCCGAAGCUGAGAAGCGCUACACAGCCGGUGUGGAGAAUCCGCUGAAGCUGUAA